GAGAGCCGCUCGCUGGACAACGGGGCGGCGGGCCGGCGGAGGAACUACAACUCCCAGCGCGCCGCGAGAAGGAGCGGGCAGGGCGCCGCCUGAGGGCGGGGGGUACGAAAGGGAACCUGCCGCCGGUGCUCCCGGGGGUCGCCCCCUGAGGUUUAUUGUGAAACACUUGCAGUGUCAACGAGAAAUUAGCAGUCAGCCACAUAUUAUCAGCCUUCAGCGUUACCCGAGGAAGAUGCAGCGUUCUAGAGCAUGCCUCUGAAGGAGCUGAUCCUGGGUGUGGAACAGUCUCUGCGUGGCCCAGUUUGGAGCAGACUGAUAAGGCUCCUUGUUUCUUAGCAACCGCAGUCUGCCAUAGCCAGAAAUCUGCCCUUCUGCAGCUGGAGGGAAAACUCUGAAUGUCUCAAAUCUGUGUCUUGAACCAAGACCUCUGUCUUUCCGGGGCAUGGAGGUGCCAUAUGUCCUUCUCUUAACUAGACUUGUAGCAGAAGUUGCCAGCAAAUCUACUGAAAGUUCGGUUCCAGAAGCAGAAUGUUGUGUGGAUAUGUUGGAUUCAAACAGUUCCUGUCCAGUAACCAAUCAGUGCAGUCCAGGUUGUUACAGACGGUGGAACGAGGAUGGGAGUAGCAGCUGCAUUAAGUGCAAAAAUGAAUCUCUUCCUGUUGCAUCUGCUCACAAUCUGACUGAUUGCAGAAAUGCUGGUAUCAGAGGGAUGAAUUUCCAAAUGAAUAUAAGCACCGUAACUCCUUUCAUACAGAACAUAGGGGGCCCAGAAGUGGCAGCCUCUCUCAUCUUAGGGACGUUUUUCAUCAGUUUAUUCCUGAUUCUGUCUGUUGCUUCUUUCUUCUACCUCAAACGUGCCAAUAAACUUCCUAAUGUUUUCUACAGAAGAAACAAAGCAUCUGUUCUCCAGCCUAGUGAAACAGCAUCCAUGAUACCUCCCCCUGCUUCUUCAGUUCGGAAGCCACGAUAUGUCAGACGAGAGCGGUCGCUAGUGACGUCUGCAUCUGCUGCUAUCAUCUCUUCUUCUGAAACCAGGGUCAGCAAUGUGUAGCAUUCAUUCUUGACUGUGGACUCUAUAACUGCUCGCAGUGUCGAGAAGAAACCACUGAAUCUACUGAAGUGCCAGGAAAAUAUCGCAAGCAGCUGACCUAAACGGGAGCCAAAAUACUGUGUCGAAGGGUUUGUGCCAAAUGUUAACAGAGAAACGAACUAAUGCAAAGAUACCGAAGGCAGGAUACAUCCAGUUCUACGAACUGCUUUGGUGAUCUUGAAAUGCACUAUUCCAGCUCUGUGGUUUCAUUUGUCUCCCACAGAUGCUAUGUUUAAUCUUUAAAGAAUCUGUCUGUCUUUGGUACGCUUUCAGUUUUGGCAAGUUCUUCCUGUGUUGUGAUGUGUUCUGUGUCCCCAGAGCUGAGUGUCUCGGUGCUGCAGGCCAACACAAAAUACUGGGAGUAUUCAAGGAUAUGGAGUUGUUUGAAGGACCUACUUGUAACAGUUAACACUAAGUGCCACUGCUUUCAUGUUUUAGGACAAUAUAACAAUACUUAACAUGCAGGAUCCUUUUGAAGCAAAAACAAAAAAAAGCCUUCUGGAGCGUCAUCUUCAGCCUAUGACGUAGCUGACCCUGGUUUUUAACCGGGUUUUUAACCUGGUUUUUAACUGUGACUAUAGACCUGCUAUCCAGAUACUGUUGUCCUUGGUACUUCUGAAAGCUGUGGUUGAUAUGGGCCUGUCGCAGCAAAUUCUCACACUUUGGAGGCUUUUCGGAUGACUUCAGCUAAAAUAAAGCCUAAUAGGAUAAAGAAUCAUUUGCUACGGCUUUGUAAUUGAUAGGCUGCUGUGCCUGUCCUGCAAAGACAGUCUCCACUAAUUUACUUCCUUCAACACAGCAGUCGAAGGGAAACCAAAAUUCCUGCAGGGUAUCUGUGUAGCUAUUAGACACGUCACUGAGUAUCAAGAUGAACUGGAGAAGUCAGGUGAAUUUCUCCCGAUGCAAUAAGGGGUUUCUUUUGUCAAGCCCUACAUUAACAUGCCUGACAUCUGCAGGCCAGCACCUUAUGGCAGAGUCCUUGUUGAAAGUGCCAGCCUAAAUAGCCCCCGGCCUCAGGUGCUUGUUCUUGCCCAUCUUAUGCCAGCUGAGUAGUCAUUUGAUCAGGAAAUUGAAGUAGCUGUAAAAUAACUUUCUUGGCUAGGUUCUCCCACCAAAUUGGUUCCUGGCACGGUUGAAUCUGUUGCCAUGUGAACGCUUAUAUCAGCACAAUGGGCACAGUAGUAUGGGCAUGAGAGUGGGUGACUGGGGAAUGACUGAAAAACCUGAGGUUGCUAAAUUGGUUGAAGCAUCGCUGUUACCAUAUGGGAAAUGAUUUCUAAGCAGCUUGUGCAUUCCCACCUACCUGUGUUGCUGUUGCCUGUCUUGGUGUAGCAGGAGCUCUGUUAUGGGUCUGUACUCCUAAAAUAAAUUAUUUUGAAGCCUUUCAUCAUCAGCCACUGGCAUGAACAUAAUGGUCAGAAACUGGAACAGUCAGUUCUCUUCAGAAAAUGCGAACAGAACUGUCUUAAGCUGAUGUGAUACCCAUAUGGAGAGUGCAAACCUUGUGAUCCAGUUCCUUCUAUCUGAGGUUGAAAGCUUAUUCAAAGACAUAGGAACGGAACUGGGAUGGGCAGGGAUAUGUUUCGUACUAGAUAGAAAUUUGUACAAAAACGGGUCUGUGCAGUUGUAUGUACUUGCAUCUCUGCCUGUACAAGGUAACGAGAGCUCUUGUAGCAUCAAACAAGCUAGGGCAAAGACUGGGGAUAAAGAACAAACCAUGAAGAGGCACUCCACCCCCAAGGAAGCAAGGGGUGAACAAACAAAAUACCAACCAGCCCUGAAUUGCUGUAUGGAGAAACCGAAGAUCAUCUUUCUAUCACAAUGAUGUUAUCAAGCUUUUUGUUCUACUGGGCAAAACUAAAGACAGCAGACAAUGCCAUUUGAGACACUUGGCUUUCAAUACGAAAUGUGCUUAGAGUUCCUAUGUUCCCAGUUCAGGAAGUGGCAGUUUUGUCUCUGUAAUUUUGAUGUCUUUUUAUCUUCGUGCUGCUGAGAUUUUCCACAGGUAGAAAUUGUUUGGAGGUCAUAGGUUUUUCUUGAACUUAGUUGCUGAAUAUUUUCUUAACCUUUAAGGAAAAGGAGUAACUAUGCAAAUAAUAUAAUGCCAAGAAACUGCACCUUUUGAAAGCAGGGAGGUUCUGCUUGCAAAUCUGUCAAUGAUCGUGCAUCCUUGUAUUGCUUAGUUGCUAAUGUAUUCUUUCUCCACAUAAAUUAUUGAAGAAUCAUUCAUGUCAUUGUACUGUCUGAGCUCUAUCUUAUCAUCAAGUGCGUAUUGUAACUUAGUUUAAUGUCAAGUGUCUAAUGCUCUAACUUCUGUGUGGUCAAGUCUUUCCUUAAUGAUAGCAUCUCUUCCCCUUUUUGUAUUCCUUCCUCCAGCAACCUCCUUAAAUGCAGCAGAUACGCUUUACUGUUUUUUGUUUUUGUUUCAGGAACUUUUCAGAUUUUGUUCUUGCUGUCUGACACAGUGGACUUGUGAUCUAAACAGUUUUUUACUCAUUUGCACUGUCAGUUUAAAUAUAUGAUGUGUUUUGGUUUCCAUCUCCCUCCAAAAUAACAUAUAUAAAAUUGGCUUUAAUGAACCCUGAUAUUUAAUGUAUUUGUGUAUUUUUAAAUUGUGCCAAAAUAAACAUCUUUGAGC
Molecule: messenger RNA, 3728 nt
Organism: Cygnus olor (mute swan)
Lineage: Eukaryota; Metazoa; Chordata; Aves; Anseriformes; Anatidae
Gene: C21H1orf159
Product: chromosome 21 C1orf159 homolog
Exons: 11
Coding region: 443-1051 (202 amino acids)
Source: RefSeq, a predicted model, not a curated record